CUGGCUUCAUCAAACAUAAUUAUAGCUAAAGCUACCAGCAGACUAAAAGAAUAUAUGUAGCUACUAACAGCUGGUUAAGCAAGCCAACUGCCAAAAAUUAACAAACUGCAAACCAAGGCCUUUGUCUGAUUACUGUGAUAUAGUACAUCAGUUUCAGUUUAUGUGGCUUUUAUGUUUUAGUUUAAACUAUAAAUCAUGGAUAUAUUUCUGUGCAACUGAGGUAUCAUGCUGUUUAUGCCGAAAUUUCGAUACUGUAUUCCAUAUACAUUUGUUUCUGCUGUUUUGGUUCAAGAUAUUGGCUUACAGGCUCUUGAAGCCAUCUGUAGUUUAUUGUGAUUCUAUUGUCUACAGGAUUUCAGAACUGCGCAAUGUUUCAAUCACGCCAUUCAAACUGGCUUUUGAAUAGACUCGACUUGGUGAAAGCUGUGUUAAUCCUGGAUAGCAAGCAACAGGUCUAAGAGUUUGCGUUGGACUUAAAGUGUUCCCCUUGUAUGAUGACUUGGUUAUUUGGAGCCAUCUUUCAUUCAGAUAAGUUUUGUUUACUUCUUUCUGUAUUAUGCACCUAUAUUGAACAUACUGAGAAUAUGUCGUAGUACAUAUUAUUUAUACGAAGUUAUGAACUUGUACAUAGUAUAAUUUGUAGCUAACUCAUGUAAGCCAAGUUUCUAUUUUCUGAUGAGUAGUCAAGUCCCGUGAAAUUUGGUCUAUAAUGUGCUGCAGGCCUGCAGCUCUGCUGCUAACCUAAGCAGUAGUUACUUUUGUCUAGAAGUUUAAAUCCUCUCUUAAACUGAAAGAGACAGCUUAUGCCAGAAUGACUCUUUAGAAUGAUACAAAUUUUUAUACUUGUAUAACUUAUGCUUAACUGAUUUUUUGGAAUGCAAAGGCAAAUUUCAUGAAUUGAUAUGCACUACGAGGGUAGAGGGAUUGAUUCUGGAUAGGAGAGCAUCUUAAUUUUUUCUUUGAUAGGAAUAUAAAGGAAAAUAGAAAGAAGAUAAAAAGGUGGAUUCUUGUGUAUAUAGUUCUGCCAACCUCAAAAUGUUGAGAUUCUGCGUAAUUUGCAAGUAGUGUAUUAAAAGUUUGACAUUAUGCUUUCUAAUGCAAAACUUUGACCAUUGAUAUCUUUAAUGAUCAAUUACAAAAGUUUGAUAUGUUUAGACUAAUCUCACAUCAUUUAAAAAAAAAAAAAAAACUUCCUUUGUUCUUAAUUAAUAAAAGAGUAACAAUUAACUACAAUGUUAUUUUGGAAAGUUUGACAAUUAUUGCAACAAUUUUAUUUUGGGGAUAAUGAAUUAAGGGGGUAAUAAAAGUCAUACUAGAAAAAACAUAAGUGAUUAGCGGUGUUAUUAUAGGAGAUAAGGUGUUUACAAAUGAAAUAUGGUAGUUGUGUCAUGAAAUAAAGAGAGAGAUGGAGGAAUCAUUAUGAUAGUAAUAGUUCUCCACCCUCCCCCUAGUAUAACUAUUACCCCCAUAAUGAGGGGUUAUAGUUCUCUUUUCUUCACCUCUCACCACACCGUUACUAUACAAACUCUCUUACAAUCUCACCAUCACUAUCUCAUCCUUCCUUAAAUUCUCUUUCAUUUUAUAUGGUUUGACUUUUAUUACCCUAGUAAUACAUCACUCUCAAUCCAAGCAUGCCCAAAAAGUAGAAACUUUAACCUUGCCAAAACCACAUGUUUACCUUUUGUUUCUCUUUCUUCGAUUUCUCAUCACAUGAGGUUCAAUAUAGAAUCUACUCAACUUGAGCAAUUAAAUAUUUUAUCUACUUUGGAGUUUUAUUUAUGUCUUUUUAUUCAAAGCAUUUACUUAUUGUCUUUGCGUGUGUGUGUGUGUGUGUGUGUGUGCAUGUGCACUUAUAUUAAAGGUGUGAAGUUUUUUUUUUUUUUUUUACGAAUUUACUAGUUGCAUUUAUCUUGAAACACUGUAGUUGCAUCUUGCAUUAUUGAUAGUUACAGUAGAAUAGGAAAAGAUACUGUUUUUCUUUGAUAUUAACUCUUUGUGAAAAGCUUACUAUUAUGGUGUAUUUAUGGGUACAAACUUUUUGUUAUCGCAAAAUUUUCAUAAACUUCCUUCUUACAGGGGCUUGACAAGGAUGAUCAAAUUCAACAUAUCAACUGACAAUUACAUGACAUUCAUCCAACAAGUACGAGACUGGGCAAAGGAUCCAAAUAGGUUUUCCCAUGGUUGUCCUGUCCUUCCACAUCCACCUCCAACAAUGAAAGAAGCACAAUAUAUGGACAUUGAAUUACGAGCAAAAGAUGCUAAGCAAAUAGAACGAGUUCUGACUGUGAAAAUAAGACGGCAUGACCUAUACAUUAUUGGCUAUCGGAUGGAUGGAGCUACCAACUGGCUUGAGUUUAAGUGGGACACUACCAAUUUAAAGUUAAUUCCUCAUUCUGUAUCUCUUGGCUUUGGUGAGAACUAUGAUAACCUUGGUAAGCUAGAGAAUCUUGAGAAGGUGGGCUACAGCACGCUCAAACAAACUAUCAUUGACCUUGCUUUAACUACAGACAGCAAAACCAGGAAGUCCUCAUUGCGUGCUUUAGCUGUUAUGAUAUCGGAGACAGUUAGAUUUCAGAAGCUGUCUGAUACCUUCGCCCCGGUGAUGCAGGCACUAAAAGAUAUUAAAUUUGAUGAGACUUGGAUGGAACCUCUGAUUAAGAAUUGGGGUGAUCUUUCAGACAUGUUACUACGUGAGGACCAAUUCGCCAUUUACUUCCGCCUACCUCGAGAUAAAGAGACUAAUCAGCCUAAUAUCCUUACAAGGACAAAGGAGUUGGGAAUAGUCACUUCAGCAGAUGCAGCCAAGUGUAUCUCUGUCUUGAAAGGAAACUAUCCAACUCGUAAAUUGCAACUCAUGGGAAUUCCUGCUGCAGCUAAUUCAGGUAACUCCAUUCAGGGCAAAGGGUUACCUCUUCUCCAGGUGUUCUCUGUUCAUAUCAACAACAUUGCUGGUGAAAUCUAUGGAACAAUUCAAGUUGAUGAUGGCUUAGGUACCCUCCAUCUCUACAAACGACAGAGGACUGAUUACGAGUCCAUUAAAACUAACGAGGCUCUGACUCUCACUGGGCCCUAUCGCUGCACAUCGGUUAGUCAAUAUUUUAAAGUGAGUCUUGAUCUCAAGAAGCGGGGCAAUAACCCUACUUCAGAUGUUGAAGUAAGCAAUGAUUUGUUCUCAUGGGAUAUUUGUCAACUCAGCAAUGAUGAUUACUAUGACAAGCGUCUAUCUAAUGUUGUGAAUGGCAGAAGUGGGUCUGCAACAGUGUACUACACCCCGUUUCGUGAUGCAGUGCAGGCUAAUGUGGAAGUUGUGCUUAUCAAUGGUGAUGGUAAAAACCCAGCUGAAGUGUAUGGAAGCCUGGUUGCUCGUUAUAGCAACUAUAUUUUUUCCACUGGUGAUGAGCAAGCUAAAUACCAAAGUACUCUGUUUAACAAGCCAAGCAAGGAGUUUGUGAAGGUGAACCCUGGUACACCCAUCCCAUUGUCGAGAGCUGUAAUCAGUGUGCCUACUACGGGAUCCCUUAUAACUGAAGCUAACAUAUUUGUUAGUUCUAAUAAAGAAAUUUCCAAGGGGACAGCUGAAUUUCCUCCUCAGUUGGAUGGUAAAACUGUGAAAGCCAUUAAGGGGAAAUUUGGUCUUGUUCGAGUGACAGUAGCAUGGAAAGCUCAGAUUUCUGACGACUGAUUGACAAAAAAAUAUAUGGUUCCUGCACUCGAUCAAUGAACCAAAUAAUCUGUUUGGUCCUGAACUGAGUGCUGUUUCCAUCACUCUACUCCAACUUUAUUCGAGUAUACUCGAUAUGGUCAAUGUUGCAACCCUGGAGAGCAACUAACUGGUGGUAACAAUUUGCAAUGAAGUUGAAGUAUUUCCCUGGAGCUGGGAAUAGUAACUUCGGCAGAUGCAGCUAAAUGAAUAGCGCCAAUAGCCCUGUUGCUAGGAAACCAUCCAACUCCAGAAGACUUGCCACAAACUUAACCUGGUUCCAUUCGAUGGAAAGGAUAUCUUCUCCUCCAACCUCGAGGUGUACUAAAUACUCGUUGGAAGUGAAUUACAUUCUUAAGAAGCAAGGCAAUAACCCUUCUUCAGAGAUGAAAUCAGCAGAGGGAACUUCGUUUGCUAGUACACUGCAGGCUAGUGUUGUGCAGGCUAGUACAUUGCAGACGUUUGUGGAAGCCUGAUAGCAGCUCGUUAUAUCAACUAUGAUUUAUUGCACUGCCACUGGGAUGAGCGAACUAAAUCUUACUAUCGAUGUACAUAUUUUAAGAAGAUAGAUGAACGGGAGAAUGUGAAGGUGAAGUGUGGGACAGGAAAUCUCAUCCCAUUGCUGAGAUCUGUGAUACCUGUGCCUACUAUGGGUCUAUAGGAUUCCUUGGAAGUUAUUGAGGGAAGGGAAGCAUGGCCAUGUUCGAGUGACAGUAACAUGAAGUUAUGUACACCCAGGUGAGGGUGUCUAUAGGUUCCUGCAGAAUUUGUUAUAUGCACCCAAGUGUACAUAAUAGGCUAUCGGGUUCCUGUGAUCAAUCGCUACUGAUUGUGCUUUAAUGUCUUAGAUGUAAUGGUUUUUGGACACUUAUUUCAGAGUUUUUUUUUUUUUUUUUUUGAGGUAAUUUUCCAAAGACUUCUAUAUUUGAGCUUCAAUUACCAUUAAAAACUGAGCCUGGCUUGUUAUCUAGUUGCAUACAAAGAAUAUGCCAAGUCUUAAUAAAUUAGUUUAUUAGAUUAAAAGUAAAAUAAUGCUUCAUUUUUCUUGAUUGACUUGGUUAAUCAAGUAAUAGUGGCCAUUUCAAAAUCAAUAUAUACUAAUAUACUUCGUAUUAAAAGAUUGUAACGUAACACAACAAAUCUCUCUAGGAUUAGUUUUUUUUAAAGAGAAAUGGGAUAAAAAAAAAUGGAAGGGGUAAAUAGAUGUGAACGUUGAAAGCGCAAUGAGUGUAUGUUUUUAGGGUGAGAGUUGUGGUGUUAUUUAUAGGAGGAGAUAGAUUUUGACUUUGAAACAGGCUUUUUUUUAUUGUGUGUUUUUUUAUUUGCUUGGAGAGCAAGGAUUAUGCGUGGAGAGAAAGGUAACCGACGUGUUUGAUGGGAGAGUAUUUAAAUAAUUAAUACUUUUUUUGACGUGUAAUUAAUUAAUAAUUUAGUUUAUAGAACCACACUAAACAAACUAUCUAUAACCUCAGGGGCUAUAAUAGGAGUUUUGAAAUAAAUUAAUACUUUAAUUUUUUUUUAAAAAUAAAUUACGGAGUAAUACUUUAAUUGAGAUUUAAUGAUUUGCGAUUAUCGAAUUCUUUUUUUUUUACACAAAUUAUCGAUUUCAAACUUGAUUAGUAAAUGAAAUUAUAUUAUUUCAAAAAAAAAAAAGUAAAUGAAAUUAUAUGAUUUUUUUUUUUUUGAAAGAAAAUGAAAUUAUAUGAUUUGAUUUGGCAUGAAUUGUUAUUGACCACCAACUCGAAAUCAAAAGAUUAUUUAUUAACAGAUAGGGCCGGAUAUCAUUUAUGAGACUAAUUCAAAUAUUUUUUUGAGCCGCACUUAUUUAAAAGGACAAUACUAUACAUACCCUUAGGGCUAUAUAUAAGUAUUAAAUUACAUUAGAAAAUCGUAUAAUAUAGGAAAUAAAGAAAAAUAUAAACACUAAUUACACUGAUUUGCACGCGUUUUUAUCACGAAUUCCUAGUUUUAUACGAUUUUCAAAAGUAUAUUUAAUGUUUAGGGCUACAUACAACAUAACCCUAUUUAAAUUAAAACAACGUUUUUUUAGUGUGGCCAAUCCAUCACACCGUGCGGCAAAUAAUUGACACAUACCAAAACACAGACCGAGUAACUUCUUACCAAAUGAAAAACCCCUGACCAAGUAAUGCGGUCACACAGUAUGACCAAUCACAUAUGAAAAAUUUGUGAUUUCGAAAUAUUUUACUACGUAUACAAUAAUUAUUCCGGGAUUUCCCUUCUCUCACAUAGUCCCAAACCUACAACAUUUGUUGUAAUUUUUAGGGGUAUUAAAAAAUCGGUUCCAAACCUACAACAUUUGUUGUAAUUUUUAGGGUAUUAAAAAAUCGGUUUGGACUGGGCCGUCUAGUAGGUUGCAAAAUUUAAAAUUUCGAUUACCCCUUAAAAAUGGGCGUAAUGGAUAAAAUUUGGUUAAGGGUCACCACACAACGAAUUAGUAACAUAUUCUGAGUACCCCUUACAAAUGUUGUAGGUAUGAUUCAAAUUCUGAGUACAAUUUGGUUUGGGUAGUGGGUCACAAUCCAUCGUUCAAGUAUACGUUGGUAUGAUUCAAAUUCUGUUCAGAUAAACUUUUUCAAGUUAGUUUAGUUUUUAACAAUUAAAUUUUUUGGGUGCAGAUGAUCCACUAGAAAAAUACAAAUUACAAAUAAGGAUCAACGGCUUUUAAUCUAUGACCUAUUGUUUCUCAGUAUAGUUUUAAAUUUUUAAAAACAUUAUAAACACUGUACAACAUAGAUAGUCAAUUGAAUUGUCAAUGUAUGUUUGCAUAUAUGGUUUAGGCCAUAAUUAGUUAUUUAUUUAUGGAAAUUUUGUGAAAAACUACAUAUAAUAGUCCAGAAUUUGCGAGAAACUACCUAUUAAAAAAAUGUUGUAAUUGACUACCUAAUUUUGAAAAAUGUUGUAAUUUACUACCUUAGACCGAAUUAUGAAGUUUGACCAAAAUUUUUCGACGUUGACUUGGUCACGUGACACUUAGUGACCAUCAUGUGGGAAAAUUGUGAGAAAAUUUGGGAAAGAAAAGGGUCAUUAAUUGUCACGUGAUGGUCACAUGACCAAGUCAACGCCGGAGAAUUUUAGUCAAACUCCUUCAUAAUCCGGUGUAAGGUAGUAAAUUACAACAUUUUUCAAAAAUUAGGUAGCCAAUUACAACAUUUUUUUUAAUAGGUAGUUUCUCGCAAAUUCUGGAGUAUAGUAGGUAAUUUUUCACAAAAUUUCCUUUAUUUAUAUUUAUUUUGUUUCAGGUCAUUAUCUUCCAUUCAUGUGUUAUAAGGUCAUUACUUAAGUUACAUUAAAAUUAGAUGUGAAACUUUUAAUUAAGUAUGCACUAAAGGGUUAAGAGAUCAAGUAUUGAUAUAUCAAGACUUGUUAAUAUAAUAUAUUAAAAAGACCGAUACAACAAUCACGUACUCAAGUUGAUUAAUGGCUACAAAUCACACUUGAGAGCCCACUUUGAUUAGUAGUAAA
Chenopodium quinoa (quinoa) is the source of this 7183-nucleotide messenger RNA. Its product is annotated as 60 kDa jasmonate-induced protein-like. Lineage: Eukaryota; Viridiplantae; Streptophyta; Magnoliopsida; Caryophyllales; Amaranthaceae. Gene Ontology annotation, biological process: negative regulation of translation. The record is from RefSeq and is a predicted model, not a curated record. Bases 2024 to 3682 code for a protein of 552 amino acids. The transcript is spliced from 4 exons. Gene Ontology annotation, molecular function: rRNA N-glycosylase activity.